AUGCCCCUCACCCCCGAGGAAACCGCCCUCGUCGACGCCGCCACAUCAACUAUAAACGGUAUCCCCAUCUCAGAUACCUACAGCGUCGCCAGCGCCGCGCGGUCGAUCGACGGACGUAUCUUCACCGGCGUCAACGUCUUCCACUUCACCGGCGGGCCCUGCGCCGAGCUUGUCGUUCUGGGCUCCGCAGCGGCGGCCGGAGCCACGCAGCUGACGCAUAUUGUUGCAGUUGGGAGCGAGGACCGGGGCAUUAUGAGUCCGUGUGGACGCUGUCGGCAGACGUUGAUUGAUUUGCAGCCGGGGAUCAAGGUGAUUGUGCUUGAUCGGGGGGAGCCGAGGGCUGUGGGGGUUGACGAGUUGUUACCGUUUGCGUAUCUUGUGGGUUGA
Molecule: messenger RNA, 387 nt
Organism: Aspergillus thermomutatus
Lineage: Eukaryota; Fungi; Ascomycota; Eurotiomycetes; Eurotiales; Aspergillaceae
Product: cytidine deaminase family protein
Exons: 1
Coding region: 1-387 (128 amino acids)
Cellular component (GO): cytosol
Molecular function (GO): cytidine deaminase activity; zinc ion binding
Source: RefSeq, a predicted model, not a curated record